Messenger RNA from Budorcas taxicolor (takin), 759 nucleotides. RefSeq lists its product as uncharacterized. Lineage: Eukaryota; Metazoa; Chordata; Mammalia; Artiodactyla; Bovidae. The transcript has 2 exons. The annotation marks the transcript as partial. The record is from RefSeq and is a predicted model, not a curated record.
AUGAACAGCCUAGUGGCCACCUACAGGACAGAUGCAAGGGCUAGCCUUUGUCUAUCCCAUCUGAGAGUUCUCAAAGCUGAUGUGGCUUUCCAGGUGUUAUUUGCCAAAAGCAUUGAAGGCACAAGAGCUGAUCCCAGCAGACAAGUAACAACAUUAAAGAUGAGCACAAGACAGGCUGUAAUGGGAAAUCUGAAGAAAUCAGAGAAGAGGUGGCAAGAAUACACAGAAGAACUGUACAAAAAAGAUCUUCAUGACCCAGAUAAUCAUGAUGAUGUGAUCACGAAUCUAGAGCCAGACAUCUUGGAAUGUGAAGUCAAGUGGGCCUUAGAAAGCAUCACUAUGAACAAAGCUAGUGGAGGUGAUGGAAUCCCAGUUGAGCUGUUUCAAAUCCUGAAAGAUGAUGCUGUGAAAGUGCUGCACUCAAUAUGCCAGCAAAUUUGGAAAACUGAGCAGUGGCCACAGGACUGGAAAAGGUCAGUUUUCAUUCCAAUCCCAAAGAAAGGCAAUGCCAAAGAAUGCUCAAACUACCUCACAACUGCACUCAUCUCACAUGCUAGUAAAGUAAUGCUCAAAAUUCUCCAAGCCAGGCUUCAGCAAUACGUGAACUGUGAACUCCCUGAUGUUCAAGCUGGUUUUAGAAAAGGCAGAGGAACCAGAGAUCAAAUUGCCAACAUCCGCUGGAUCAUGGAAAAAGCAAGAGAGUUCCAGAAAAACAUCUAUUUCUGCUUUAUUGACUAUGCCAAAGCCUUUGACUGUGUG